Molecule: messenger RNA, 1876 nt
Organism: Pocillopora verrucosa
Lineage: Eukaryota; Metazoa; Cnidaria; Anthozoa; Scleractinia; Pocilloporidae
Product: melanocortin receptor 4-like
Biological process (GO): G protein-coupled receptor signaling pathway
Cellular component (GO): plasma membrane
Molecular function (GO): G protein-coupled receptor activity
Source: RefSeq, a predicted model, not a curated record
CUUGAAACAUCAGUGAGCCACUAUUACCAACAACAGUCCUUCUCAGAACUACUCUCACCCGAACGAUCACAGUACACCAUCAAAAUCAGUCAAACAGGAACAGUUUACAGUAGCAAACAUUUGCCUUUCUGAGAACAAACUCUCUGUUGCCGGCUUUGAGAAAAAUGCUGAACACCACUGAUGAACAUACAAACUCCUCAUUUGAAGUCAGGUAUCCGGCGUCACUUGUGGGGAUGUCUGCAGCAUUUGCAUCCUUGAACACUUUUUCCUCCAUCACCGCGACACUUGGCAAUAUUCUCAUCCUACUUGCUCUUAACAAAGUGACUUCGAUUUGUCCUCCAACGAAACUUUUGUUUCGAUGUCUGGCGGUCACCGAUCUUUGUGUUGGACUGGUAACACAACCGCUGUUUACAGUGAUGCUUCUUGCCAGCAGCAACGUUUAUGAAUAUGUUAAAGACAUACAGAUGAUCUCAUCUAUAGUUCUUUGUGGUGUCUCCCUCUUGACAUCAACUGCGAUAAGUGUGGACAGACUUCUUGCGUUGUCGUUGGGUCUGAGGUAUAGAUACGUUGUUACAUUAAGGCGGGUGCGAGCGCUUAUUAUCUCCUUUUGGUUUCUAAUUGGUGCUUCGGUUGGGUGUCUCUUCAUUUUAGAAAUUUACUUUUUUGUAUAUGCUGUUGUGAUGCUUAUUUCUCUUCUUAUCUCGGCCAUCUCUUACGCUAAGAUCUAUUUCCGUCUCCGUCAUCUACUGCUUCAUGUACAAGGCCAUGUUCACCAACGACAACAUCUUCCUCCCAAUGGCGUUGUACCGUCUGCAUUGAAUUUAGCGCGAUACAAGAAAACGGUUUCCAUCAUAGCAUGGGUACAGCUUGGAUUAUUUGCUUGUUACUCUCCUAUUUGUAUUGCUUUAAUUUCAUCACAUUUUGAAAAGUUUUUUAGCAAGAAUAUAAUUUACUUUUUCCUUUGUUUACUAUUCUUAAACUCAUCUCUAAACCCUAUUCUUUACUGCUGGAAAAUCAGGGAGGUGAAACAGGCAGUAAAGGACACAGUUCGACAGUUAAACUGUUGUUGUGAGCUAAAUUGAACCUUUGUGUAAAGAAAAACAAUGUAAAACUCUGUGGAAAGAAAAAAACGGCUGGACUUAAAUACAAGUUAUAUUCUGACUACUGAAUUGCCACAUGAUCAAGAGAGGAUCUCUGUAUCAAGGUGACAGUUGUUAUUCUCCUGGUCUACAAAGAGUGGCUCUAUACGUUGGGUGACAACAUCUUCCUAAAUGAUCAUUUUGAUGUUGUGUGAAGGAAUAUUUGCUGCCACCAUAGGGUCACAGACUCUCCUACAAUCGGCGGGACCAAAAAAGCUAAAACGGAACCUACCCCUAAACUGUUUUCUAGUUCAAACAGGUAUAAAGAUACUGAACACCGCUGUACACUGUUGUUCACCGGCUACUUAGCAAAGCUGCAAAGCCAACGAGUUUGGGAAAGGAGAACCAGUUGUGGUCUACGACAUGACACUCUAAUCAUAUUUCGUCUUUCCUCUCAGAACAAUUGAAAACUCACCUACAUCCAACUGGAAACGUGUUAGAGUACAUUGAUACCAGGCAGUUCAAACCUUAUUCACAUAUAAAUAUCACUCGAUAGCGCUGAAGCAAUUUGGCAGUGAAGGAAGAACAUUCCAUGACCUAUAAAAUAUAUAUACAAAAAAAGCCUACAUGCACUCCCUCGGACCCUUUUAAAGGUAUAGUAAAUGAAAACUAGGCUGUUUAUUAUAGAUAUUUUUGUUUGACAUGUUUCUUUUUUCUCUUUCGCUUGUGAUGAUCUGGAGGAUUUCUUCCGUUUGACAAAAAUAUUCAAACUUAGAGCAUGUGACAUGAAAAUAAUG